This is a messenger RNA of Paramecium sonneborni, 777 nucleotides long. NCBI's taxonomy places the organism in Eukaryota, Ciliophora, Oligohymenophorea, Peniculida, Parameciidae. The record is from the annotation of a GenBank genome assembly.
AUGAAUUUGACUUUAAAUGAAUUAAUUAGAAAGAUAAAAGCUAAAGAAUUCAAAAAUAUAACAAUUGCAGCAGGUGCAGGAAUAAGUGUAGCUGCUGGACUUAGUGAUUAUAGAAGUAAGGAUACAGGUUUAUAUGAUUAAUUAAAGAAAUUCAAUUUAAGCAAUCCAGAAUAGGUUUAUGACAUUAAUGUUUUUAGAAAGAAUCCUUAAUUAUAUUAUUCAGUUAGCAAAUAGUUUGGUACUCAUAAUUUAGAAUUAAAACCAACUGCAGCUCAUUAAUUCAUUUAUCAUUUAGAUAGAAAUGAUUAAUUAUUAAAUUGUUUCACAUAAAAUAUUGAUGGUCUAGAAUUAGUUGCAGGUGUUAGAGAAUCAAAAGUUAUUUAAGUUCAUGGACAUAGAAGAACUGCUAGUUGUAUAGAUUGUAAGAAAAUUUAUAGUGUUAAAACUUUUUAUUAAAAUGUUGACAAAAAUGAGAUUAUGAAAUGUACUGAUUGUAAUGGUUUAAUUAAACCUGAUGUGGUAUUUUUUGGAUAACCAUUACCAUAAUAUUACUUUUAAAAAUUACCUGAAAUUUCAUAAAGUGAUUUAGUUAUAGUUAUGGGAACUAGUCUUUAAGUUUAACCAUUUUCUAAUAUGAUUUAUAAGAUCAAUGAAAAUGUUCCCUUAGUUUUGAUUAACAAAGAUACAAACUUAAGAAGAUUAGAACCUAUUAAUAAUAAAUUGUUAUUAAAAGGUGAUGUUUAGGAUAUUAUAUCCUCAAUUAUGAAACAAUUAUGA